AUGACAUACCUCGCACCAACAGUUACCUUGAACAAUGGAUCCAAGAUGCCGCUAGUCGGCUUGGGAUGCUGGAAAAUCCCAAACGAAGUGUGUGCCGAACAGGUGUACGAAGCCAUCAAGUUGGGCUACCGCUUGUUCGACGGCGCGCAGGACUACGCCAACGAAAAAGAGGUGGGCCAAGGUAUUAACAGAGCCAUCAAGGAAGGAAUCGUCAAGAGAGAAGACUUGGUCGUCGUUUCUAAGUUGUGGAACAGUUUCCACCACCCAGACAACGUGCGUACCGCAGUCGAAAGAACUUUGAACGACUUGCAAUUGGACUACUUGGACUUGUUCUACAUCCAUUUCCCAUUGGCUUUCAAGUUCGUGCCACUAGACGAAAAGUACCCUCCAGGUUUCUACACAGGUAAGGACAAUUUCGCCAAGGAAAUCAUCGAAGAGGAGCCUGUCCCAAUCUUGGACACCUACAGAGCCCUUGAGAAGUUGGUCGACGAAGGUUUGAUCAAAUCUUUGGGUAUCUCAAACUUUUCGGGUGCAUUGAUCCAGGACUUGUUGCGUGGCGCCCGUAUCAAGCCAGUCGCCUUGCAGAUCGAACACCACCCAUACUUGGUCCAGGACCGCUUGAUCACGUACGCCCAAAAGGUGGGCUUGCAAGUCGUCGCCUACUCCAGUUUCGGCCCACUAUCCUUUGUCGAGUUGAACAACGAAAAGGCCUUGCACACAAAGACUUUGUUCGAAAACGACACCAUCAAGGCCAUUGCUCAAAAACACAACGUCACCCCAUCCCACGUCUUGUUGAAGUGGUCCACCCAACGUGGUAUCGCCGUCAUUCCAAAGUCCUCCAAGAAGGAACGUCUCCUCGAGAACUUGAAGAUCGAAGAGACCUUUACCUUGUCCGACGAAGAGAUCAAGGAGAUCAACGGCUUGGACCAGGGAUUGAGAUUUAACGACCCAUGGGACUGGUUGGGCAACGAAUUCCCAACCUUUAUCUAA
Kluyveromyces marxianus DMKU3-1042 is the source of this 990-nucleotide messenger RNA. RefSeq names its product trifunctional aldehyde reductase/xylose reductase/glucose 1-dehydrogenase (NADP(+)) (gene GRE3). The transcript has a single exon. The record is from RefSeq and is a predicted model, not a curated record. Bases 1 to 990 code for a protein of 329 amino acids. Gene Ontology annotation, cellular component: cytosol. Gene Ontology annotation, molecular function: aldose reductase (NADPH) activity. NCBI's taxonomy places the organism in Eukaryota, Fungi, Ascomycota, Saccharomycetes, Saccharomycetales, Saccharomycetaceae.